UUCAUGUUGCGAAGAGUCUCUGGUUUCAGCAGAGUCCAGAACUUCACUGAGGUCAACGUAUCCUAUCCAGCUCUGAUCUUCAUCUUGAGCCAUGAAAUCUCUACAGAUCAUCUGUCUUCUUUUCAUUUUUGUAGCCAGAGGAAGCUUUCGCUCAUGUGAAAUGUGUCACAACGUGGGAACUGAUUGUGGCUAUGGUCACGUAGAGGAGUGUCACUCUCCAGAAGAUCAAUGCGGCAAGGUGUUGCUGGAGAUUUCGUUAGCACCACUUUCCAUCCGAUCCAUUCAUAAGAACUGCUUCUCAUCCAGCCUCUGCAAACUUCAGCACUUCGAUGUCAAUGUUGGACAUGAGACCUAUCUGAGAGGAAGAAUCCAUUGUUGUGAUGAAGAAAAGUGUGAAGGCCGCCCAUUUCCUGGACUGCCCCUCUCCCAUCCAAAUGGAUACGUCUGUCCUGGCGUUCUUGGUCUAUUCUCAGAGGACAGCAGUGAAUCUGAAGCUGCUUGCAAAGGAGAUGAAACCAAAUGCAUUAACAUUGUGGGAUACAGAAAAGAAAGAUUUCCUGGAGACAUCGCUUAUAAUAUCAAAGGAUGCGUUUCUUCCUGUCCAGACCUGAAAUUGAGCAAUAGAACGCACGAAGAACGUAGAAAUGAUCUGAUAAAAGUUGAAUGUAGAGACGCCGCCAAAAUUACACCUUCUGAAUAAUACCGUCACCAUUUUGGAAUCUGAAGGUCAGCAGUUUCAUCCAAUAGAACCAUGGAAAUGGCUCUGAAUGGAAAACUUACAUUUUUAACUUCUGAUUCUUCCUGCCAACUAAUUCUAAGAAAUUAAAAAAGUAAAAUAAAAUAAAAGAAGCCAAGAGGCUGAGUUGGAA
Molecule: messenger RNA, 869 nt
Organism: Pantherophis guttatus
Lineage: Eukaryota; Metazoa; Chordata; Lepidosauria; Squamata; Colubridae
Product: phospholipase A2 inhibitor gamma subunit A
Cellular component (GO): extracellular region
Molecular function (GO): phospholipase A2 inhibitor activity
Source: RefSeq, a predicted model, not a curated record